This is a messenger RNA of Lepisosteus oculatus (spotted gar), 2083 nucleotides long. It is a transcript of the gene aldh7a1, whose product is annotated as aldehyde dehydrogenase 7 family, member A1. The record is from RefSeq and is a predicted model, not a curated record. NCBI's taxonomy places the organism in Eukaryota, Metazoa, Chordata, Actinopteri, Semionotiformes, Lepisosteidae. Gene Ontology annotation, molecular function: aldehyde dehydrogenase (NAD+) activity.
CAAUCACCGCCUCCGCUUCGGGGGGCUGGGCUGCACAGCACUGUCUGCGCUGAACUUGGCGUCGGUGCUCUGUUACAGCCAUGCAGCUUAUUGCUCUAACUGCUGUAAAGCACUUGGCCCUCAGGAGAAAAGUCCUUUUCCGCGGUUUCCGACAAACGGCAACCAUGUCCACACUCCUGAUCAACCAGCCGAAAUACUCCUGGCUCAAAGAACUAGGCCUAAAGGAGGAAAAUGCCGGAGUUUACAAUGGAGCGUGGGGAGGGAAGGGAGAGGUCAUCACUUCUUAUUGCCCUGCCAACAAUGAACCCAUUGCAAGAGUCCGACAGGCCACGAUGGCAGAGUAUGAAGAGACCGUGAACAAGGCAAAAGAAGCCUGGAAAGUGUGGGCAGAUAUUCCAGCUCCUAAACGGGGAGAAAUUGUAAGACAAAUAGGAGAUGCUUUAAGGAAGAAGAUUAAAAUUCUGGGUAGCUUGGUAUCCCUGGAAAUGGGAAAAAUUUAUGUAGAAGGUGUGGGAGAGGUUCAGGAGUAUGUAGAUAUCUGUGACUAUGCUGUUGGUCUCUCCAGAAUGAUUGGCGGGCCUGUUCUACCUUCAGAAAGACCAGGUCAUGCUCUUAUUGAGCAGUGGAAUCCAGUUGGUCUUGUUGGAAUCAUCACUGCAUUUAACUUUCCAGUGGCUGUAUACGGCUGGAACAAUGCUAUAGCACUUACAUGUGGAAAUGUCUGUCUAUGGAAAGGUGCACCCACUACUCCCCUUACUAGUGUAGCUGUCACAAAAAUCAUUGCAGAGGUGCUGGAACAAAACAACCUGCCUGGUGCAGUUUGCUCCAUGGUGUGUGGGGGGGCUGAUAUUGGAACGUCCAUUUCUAAGGAUGAGCGGAUUGACCUGGUGUCCUUCACUGGCAGCACUCAUGUAGGGAAGCAAGUGUCUUUGAUGGUGCAGGAGAGAUUUGGGCGCCAGUUGCUUGAGCUUGGUGGGAACAAUGCCAUUGUGGUUUUUGAAGAUGCUGACCUUAACCUCGUGGUGCCUUCUGCUGUGUUUGCUGCUGUGGGAACAGCAGGCCAGCGCUGCACAACAACAAGGAGACUGCUGCUUCAAGAAAGUAUUCAUGAUGAAGUGGUGGAAAAAAUUGCAAAAGCCUACAAACAAGUUAGAAUUGGUGAUCCCUGGGAUCCCAGCACUCUGUAUGGUCCCCUUCACACGAAGCAGGCAGUUGAGAUGUACAAAGCAGCAAUCGAAAAAGCCAAAGAGCAGGGGGGCACUUUAGUGUGCGGAGGGAAGGUGAUUGAUCGUCCUGGGAACUAUGUGGAACCCACCAUAAUCACUGGCCUUCCCCACGAUGCACCUAUUGUCCAUACAGAAACCUUUGUUCCUAUUCUGUAUGUCCUGAAGUUCAAGACUGAGGAAGAAGCUUUUGCCUGGAACAAUGAGGUCAAGCAGGGUUUGUCCAGCAGCAUCUUCACUAAGGACCUGGGCAGAGUAUUCCGCUGGCUGGGCCCCAAAGGCUCAGACUGUGGUAUUGUAAAUGUGAACAUUCCAACCAGUGGGGCCGAAAUUGGAGGAGCUUUCGGUGGAGAAAAGCACACGGGAGGUGGGCGAGAGUCAGGAAGUGAUUCCUGGAAGCAGUACAUGAGGCGAUCCACAUGCACCAUCAACUACAGCAAGGAUCUGCCUCUUGCUCAGGGAAUCAAGUUCGAGUGAAAACAUCAGAAUAUAAACAGACAAACAGGAAAACAGCAAAUGUGCAAUCUCAAAGUAGACUGAUCUGAUCUCUUUCUCAACUACAAUUACAUUACAAUGCCUAUUCUUUAGUCAUGGGGGGGGGGGUUAAUGCUAUUUUGAAUUUUCUAAUGUAAUUCUGAAUAUAGAGUUAACAGCAUUACCUAAAACUUGGGCACUUACGAAGAAAUGGAGUAAACUGCAUCUGGUAAUUUUGUACUGCAUAAAAGUGGGAAAACCAUUGAAAAAGCCUUUCAGAACUUAAACCCACAAUCUCUGAUUCUUUAAAUCAACCAUUUUUGUGUUCUUUGUAAACACUAUUCAAUUCAUGCUUUAUUCAAAUAAACCAUGCUUUUUUCAAUUAA